GACGACGACGACGACGACGACGACGACGUCGACGACGACGACGACGACACCCAGCAGCUGAUCAUUUAGAGACACACAGGCCGCGGAUCCGCCGGAGUCACUUGCGCGCGAGAGACGCGAGAGAGUGAAAAGGCCGCACAAUUGGCCUUUCGUCAAUUCUUCCCCCUUCCCCCCUACUGACGACAGUACCUACGCGACGACAGGAUGCCCGGCUUCCAAAGGAGACAGAUGAUGCAACCAUGGCCCCUAUGCCUGCCGCCCUUCGCGAAAACGAAGGAGCGCAGCGUUUUACCCAAAUAUCCGAGGGUUUCCCCGGUCAUCAGACCUUCGCCGUCCAGUUCUGGGUCCACCCUAGACUGUUCAUCGAACACCACCCUCGUGACCAACACCAGUCCCUUCAACAGCCAGACCGCCCUUAUCACCGAGAAAAGAUACUUCUCCGGCGACACCGGCAAGGGAUCCAAUCACUACUAUGCCGAGAACUUGAGGAACAAUCAUCAAAAGGCUUUAAACAGGUCGCGGAUCUAUGAUCCGCUCAAUAAAAAUCAAGACGUCGAUUACAAGCAGCUAGAUCCACUACUACCGAGCGAACAAAAUUCAAGCAUCAACAUCCUCAUGGAUCCCCCAGACGUGAAAGAACCGAAGGAUUCGCAAGAACCAUUGCCAUCCUUGGAGUUCAAAAGGGAACCCGAACAAUCAUGGUUACGAUUUGCCGCCCAGAUAUUAGCUGCAUUAUCGGUGUCGUUGGGUUCAAUGCAAGUUGGCUAUUCGUCUUCCUAUACAUCGCCAGCGCUGGUGUCCAUGCGUGAUAAUGCUACAGCAAGCUUCGAAGUCACCAAACAGAUGAGCAUGUGGAUUGGGUCACUUAUGCCAUUGAGUGCACUUGUCGGUGGCAUCGCUGGAGGACCGCUCAUCGAAUAUAUAGGAAGGAAAAAGACAAUACUUGCUACAGCGUUUCCAUUUAUCGGAGCAUGGCUCUUAAUCGCGAUGGCUCAAAAUGUUCCGACGAUAUUGGCUGGGCGUGCAAUAUGCGGUUUUGCCGUAGGUGUUGCUUCUUUAGCGUUACCUGUGUAUUUAGGCGAAACGAUACAGGCAGAAGUGCGUGGUACUCUUGGUUUAAUGCCCACCGUUUUUGGUAACACCGGAAUAUUACUAUGCUUCGUAGCGGGUAUGUAUCUGGAUUGGAGAAAUCUGGCGCUGUUAGGUGCGAGUUUACCACUACCAUUCUUGAUUUUGAUGUUCAUAAUUCCGGAAACGCCAAGAUGGUACAUUUCCAAGGGGGAAACAAAGAGAUCCCGAAAAGCUCUUCAAUGGUUGCGCGGUAAAGACACAGACAUAACGGAUGAGUUGACUAUGAUCGAGAAAUUACAUCAGGAAUACCUCGACAGCGAGCGAAAUAUUUCCCAAAAUCUAAUCUCAGAAUUGAUGAAAAGUAAACACUUCAAACCUCUUCUCAUUUCUUUGGGUCUAAUGUUGUUCCAACAAAUGUCUGGCAUCAACGCGGUGAUAUUCUAUACGGUGCAGAUUUUCCGAGACGCUGGUAGCACAAUUGAUGAGAACCUUUCGACCAUAAUCAUUGGGUUAGUGAAUUUCAUGUCCACCUUCGUCGCCGCGUCUGUAAUCGACAAGCUGGGCAGGAAGAUGCUGCUGUACAUAAGCGCCGUGUUGAUGGCCCUGACCCUCUUCUCCCUUGGCGGAUUUUUCUACGUGAGGUCAAUGGAUGUGGACGUGACGGCCUUCGGCUGGCUGCCACUGGUCAGUUUGAUCGUGUACGUGAUAGGCUUCUCAUUGGGCUUCGGGCCUAUUCCUUGGCUGAUGAUGGGUGAGAUCCUGCCCGCCAAGAUCCGUGGCUCCGCCGCGAGCAUCGCGACCGCCUUCAACUGGAUGUGCACCUUCAUUGUAACAAAGACCUUCGAGGAUGUCAUAGGAGUGAUCGGUGCGCAUGGCACCUUCUGGAUGUUCGGCAUAAUCGUCGUGAUAGGCUUCUUCUUCGUGAUCGUCAGUGUACCGGAGACUCGCGGCAGGUCGCUCGAGGAGAUCGAGAAGAGGUUCACAGGUCCAACUAGAAGGAUGAGCGCAGUCGCCAAUAUGAAACCGACGCCGAUGUCGUGUUAGCUGCUGAACUUCCGAUCGCGACGCGCGAUAAAGAAAUUCGUUCGAGUAAAAAAUAGGAUUCCUUACGGUGUCCUUCUAAGGGAAAGAUUCCCUUACAGAUAUGCUUUCCCUUAAAGGGAAAUUCGAAGGAAAGUUCAGGUUCGAAGGUUAUACUUCUCUCUUCUAUGUAAAGAGAAGCGUCUGUUCUUCCUUCUUGGCUUUUCCUACUUUACUCUUAUUUCCAAGACGUUCGGCUCCCUUUUCGCGAGAUAUAUUUGUUAUAAUAAAGUUAGAGCGAAAGAGUGAUUCGGAAAUAACCGAUAAAAGAUAGAAAUCGAUCGUAGAUCUGAAUAGCAUGUAGAAAUACGCGGACAGAAGUGCUUCUCAUAAAAUUCACAUCUCUUUAAACAAGUUGAAGAGGCACACGAUUGGGUGAAAAGUUCUAUCAAUUGAGAAAUUUAGUGCAAUAGCGAUUUCGUAAAAGAUCUAUAUUUUAAAAAAGUUGCUUAACAUAAUUCCUCGACUGUACUUUUAAACAGAAUCUUACGAUAUAAGA
Messenger RNA from Trachymyrmex septentrionalis, 2650 nucleotides. RefSeq names its product facilitated trehalose transporter Tret1-like. Gene Ontology annotation, molecular function: sugar transmembrane transporter activity. Bases 205 to 2115 code for a protein of 636 amino acids. Gene Ontology annotation, cellular component: membrane. The transcript is spliced from 7 exons. The record is from RefSeq and is a predicted model, not a curated record. NCBI's taxonomy places the organism in Eukaryota, Metazoa, Arthropoda, Insecta, Hymenoptera, Formicidae. Gene Ontology annotation, biological process: carbohydrate transport; transmembrane transport.